AUGCCGCAGAUUUUGCUCAAUAGUUUACAGAAUAUUUGGAUCUUUUGUUCGACUGAGACACCAGCGAUCAGCACUAUUAAAAGCAGCGCGUCUUUUAUAGCUCAGAAGAACCCACUAAAUGAUUCUUGCUACACAAACCCACCAAAUGAUUCUUAUUACAAAAAAGAUAAUAAUCACUUGAAGAAGUUUUGGGCGAACUAUGAGCCACGAUUACCGUCACACUCUUCAAUGAAAUAUCUCCAUGUUUAUCUUCGAAAUAAUAUGAAAUUCUCUGGGCGUCCUUCUGUAUUAACCGACAACAAUGGGUAUAAGUGCUAUAAUGAUAUUGACAAGGCUAAGGCGUUGGGAGAUUAUUUUGCUAGCUUGCACGAAACAGGUCUGAGUGAUAUCUACUUUCGUCCUUAUGAUAUUUAUAGGGUACUAAAACAUCUUAAACCCUCCAAUACAGAACCGUACGAUGGAUUCCUCCUAUCGUUUUUAAGAAUUACAUGUAUCCCCAAAGCUCCAGGUGCACAAUCGCUGUCUGAAUUUCGUCCAAUAAGUCUAACUUCAACUCCGAUCAAAGCAAUGGAAAAAAUCGUCAGAGAAAUAAGAUGUUGCGUUUCAACUGCAACAAACCUAGUUGAUACCCUAUUUGACUGGAACAUAGCAAUUCAUCAGAGAAAAUCAAUCGAUAAGCCAUCAAACUGUCUCAAAACGUCAAAUUACAAAUUUAUGCAGAUGACAUCAAGCUAUGGGAUGUACAAUGAUGACUAUAGCGAUGAUGUAUUUAAAAUUCUGAAAACUUCUUUCCAGUAUUUGAAUGAUUGGGAUUGCUAA
This is a messenger RNA of Cooperia oncophora, 819 nucleotides long. NCBI's taxonomy places the organism in Eukaryota, Metazoa, Nematoda, Chromadorea, Rhabditida, Trichostrongylidae. The record is from the annotation of a GenBank genome assembly.